UUUACUAUUAUUAUUGACGUUUUUUCUUUUUUUUGGUAAAUCUCAUAGUUGUCGUAAUACGUGUUCUAGUGACAAUGACGAAUGUGAGGAUAUUUCUUCACCUAGCAAAUAUGAUAAAGAGUAUAAUCAUUAUAUGAAAUUAAUUGAAGAUGCUUCUAGAAAUCAUGUUGACUGCAAACACUCAAAUUGCAGUUGUUAUAACAGAGUUAUAAAUGAAAAUCUUUUGCCAUUUAAAAGUGGUAUAACACAAAAUAUGAUAAAUAAAAUUAAAGAUAGAGGUACUAAGUACCAAAUAGUCAAUAACAAAUUAUAUCGCCAAGAAGAUUGUAUGUUUCCAUCGCGUUGCAAAGGCGUAGAAUAUUUUCUAUUAAAAGCUGUUACAAAGCUACCUGAUAUAGAAAUGAUAAUCAAUGUAAGAGAUUGGCCGCAAGUUAAUAAAGAUUGGGGCAUUCAAGGACCUAUAUUCAGUUUUAGUAAGACUAACGAAAGUCUUGAUAUCCUAUAUCCCGCUUGGAGUUUUUGGGAUGGGGGACCUGCUAUUUCGUUGUAUCCUACAGGAUUGGGACGUUGGGAUAAACAUAGAAGCAGUAUUAUGGCAGCAUCAGACAAAUACCCAUGGUCAAAAAAGAAAUCAAAAGGUUUCUUCCGCGGAUCAAGAACAAGCAGUGAUCGAGAUGAGCUGGUAUUAUUAUCUAGACAAAAUCCAACACUUGUUGAUGCACAAUAUACAAAAAAUCAAGCGUGGAAAUCAGCAGCAGAUACAUUAAAUGCAGAUCCAGCUAAAGAAGUAUCAUUAGAAGAUCAUUGCAAAUAUAAGUACUUGUUCAAUUUUAGAGGCGUUGCUGCUAGUUUUAGAUUUAAACAUUUAUUUCUCUGCAAUUCUUUAGUGUUUCAUGUGGGUUCUAGCUGGAUAGAAUUUUUUUAUCCAAACAUGAAACCAUGGGUUCAUUACGUUCCUGUUUCAGAAAAUGCAAAUAGAGAUGAAAUUGAGAAGCUUUUGAAAUUUUUUAUGGAAAAUGAUACUUUAGCAAAAAAUAUUGCUCAGAAGGGUUUUGAUUUUGUGAAUAAACAUUUGAGGAUGGAAGAUAUUCAUUGUUACUGGGAGAAACUGUUACAAAAGUAUGCAAAACUUUUAAAGUUUGAAGUUAAGUUAGAUAAAAAAUUAAUACCAAUAUAUGGUUUAUGA
Ctenocephalides felis (cat flea) is the source of this 1186-nucleotide messenger RNA. RefSeq names its product O-glucosyltransferase rumi homolog. Gene Ontology annotation, cellular component: endomembrane system. Gene Ontology annotation, biological process: positive regulation of Notch signaling pathway; protein O-linked glycosylation. Gene Ontology annotation, molecular function: UDP-xylosyltransferase activity; UDP-glucosyltransferase activity. Lineage: Eukaryota; Metazoa; Arthropoda; Insecta; Siphonaptera; Pulicidae. The record is from RefSeq and is a predicted model, not a curated record. The transcript has 6 exons. The coding region runs from base 134 to 1186 and encodes 350 amino acids.